AGGCGGGAGCGGCUCGCUUGGGCACAGCUGCCGCAGCGGCUCUUUCUGCACAAGCGGAGUGCGAGGCAGGCAGGCGCCCCAGCAGCCCGGGAAAGCCGUCGGGAGAGGCAGCCGGGCGGGUGAAUGAUCCCGGCUUUCGGAGGUAGCUGCGUGGAAGAAAUCGGGGGACGCCAUGGAAGUCAAUGCAGGUGGUGUGAUUGCUUACGUCAGCUCUUCAAGUUCAGCCUCUAGCCCUGCCUCGUGCCACAGCGAGGGAUCAGAGAGCAGCUUCCUGUCCUCGUCACCUGUACCGCACUCACCAAACAGUUCCUCUUCAGACGGCAGCUGCAGCAGCAAGAGGAAAGGGGGCUCUGAUGGAGUACCAAAGAAUCACCAGUUGGAUGACGGCGUUAAGGCCAGCCAGCCCAGUGUAACUGCAUUGACCAAGGGCCAUGGUGGACUUACAAAAUUUAAUGGCAUGGUCCUGCUGUGCAAAGUCUGUGGAGAUGUUGCUUCAGGAUUCCACUACGGCGUCCAUGCCUGUGAGGGGUGCAAGGGCUUUUUCAGAAGAAGCAUCCAGCAAAAUAUCAAAUACAAGAAGUGCCUGAAGAAUAAUAACUGCUCUAUAAUGAGAAUGAAUAGGAACAGGUGCCAGCAGUGCCGGUUCAAAAAAUGUUUGUCGGUUGGGAUGUCAAGAGAUGCCGUUCGAUUUGGCCGGAUUCCUAAACGUGAGAAGCAGAGGAUGCUGAUUGAGAUGCAAAGCGCCAUGAAAACCAUGAUGAACACCCAGUUCAGCGAUCAUUUGUCCAACGAAGCCUCGAGGGACAGCCAAGAACCUUUGCUUCUGCUGCCUCAAGAAGAGCAGGAAAACGCCGGCGGCCAUUCUUCUCCUUCUCCUGUUCUCCCCCUCCCCCCACCUCCCCCUCCCGCCUCUGACAUUGCUAAGGAAGAAGUGAUUGGCAUGGUGACCAGAGCCCACAAAGAUACCUUUAUGUACAACCAGGAGCAACCCAAAAACCCUCCCACUCCUGGGCAGCCCCAGAAUACGGAGAGAAACCUCAAGUACAGUGGUGGUUGUGGUGAAACCAGUAAUAGUGGCAUAAGCAGCGCCCAUCAUGGUGGGAAUGAACAACGUUUCAUUGGACAGCGCAAAGGGCGAAACAACAUGCAUUAUCCAAAUGGGCAUAGUAACCUUUGCUUUACAAACAGCCAUUCUGUGAACUUGGCUAAUGGCGCCGCCUCAAAAAGUUGCAAUGGUAGGCCUCAAAGUGGCUUUCCUCAGCACGUGUCUAUGAACGCCUACCCCUGCAACCCCGGAGAAAGGAUGCACUUGGUUUGCCCAAUGAACAAGACCCCUUUUGUGGACCCAAAUAAGUCUGGUCAUGAAGUCUGGGAAGAAUUUUCCAUGAGCUUUACUCCUGCUGUGAAGGAAGUGGUGGAGUUUGCCAAACGUGUCCCAGGUUUCCGAGACCUUUCACAACAUGACCAAGUAAACCUUCUGAAGGCUGGAACCUUUGAGGUUUUAAUGGUACGGUUUGCAUCCUUAUUUGAUGCAAAGGAUCGCACUGUCACUUUUCUUAGUGGAAAGAAAUACAGUGUGGACGAUCUGCGUUCAAUGGGAGCUGGUGAUCUGCUCAACUCCAUGUUUGAGUUUAGUGAGAAACUAAAUGCCCUGAACCUUAGUGAUGAAGAAAUGAGCUUGUUUACAGCUGUGGUCCUUGUGUCUGCUGAACGAUCGGGAAUAGAAAAUGUCAACUCGGUGGAAGCGUUGCAAGAAACACUAAUCCGUGUGCUUAGGACCUUAAUCACAAAAAACCAUCCGAACGAAGCCUCUAUAUUUACAAAACUGCUCUUGAAGUUGCCUGACUUGCGUUCCUUAAACAACAUGCACUCUGAGGAACUCCUGGCCUUUAAAGUUCACCCAUAGGCUUUUACCUCUUUUGUUUAUAGAAUGGACUUGCUUUCUGUCAAUUAACUGUGGUUAUUUCAUGCUAUAAAAUGUUUAUUUAUAUG
Molecule: messenger RNA, 1992 nt
Organism: Lacerta agilis (Sand lizard)
Lineage: Eukaryota; Metazoa; Chordata; Lepidosauria; Squamata; Lacertidae
Gene: NR1D2
Product: nuclear receptor subfamily 1 group D member 2
Exons: 8
Coding region: 173-1906 (577 amino acids)
Biological process (GO): negative regulation of transcription by RNA polymerase II; cell differentiation; positive regulation of transcription by RNA polymerase II
Molecular function (GO): nuclear receptor activity; RNA polymerase II cis-regulatory region sequence-specific DNA binding; zinc ion binding
Source: RefSeq, a predicted model, not a curated record